Molecule: messenger RNA, 990 nt
Organism: Cordyceps fumosorosea ARSEF 2679
Lineage: Eukaryota; Fungi; Ascomycota; Sordariomycetes; Hypocreales; Cordycipitaceae
Product: protein-ER retention receptor
Exons: 2
Coding region: 1-990 (329 amino acids)
Biological process (GO): protein retention in ER lumen; endoplasmic reticulum to Golgi vesicle-mediated transport
Cellular component (GO): endoplasmic reticulum; membrane; cis-Golgi network
Molecular function (GO): ER lumen protein retrieval receptor activity
Source: RefSeq, a predicted model, not a curated record
AUGGCGUCCAAGGGAAUCCUCAUUUUCUCAAUCCACAGCAACCGCAGCGCCGAGGGCGUCUCCCUCAUCACGCAGAUCCUCUACGCCCUCGUCUUUUGCACCCGAUACCUCGACCUCUUCCACACCGGCUCGGCAUGGAACGUCAUCUUCAAAAUCACCUAUAUCCUCACAUCGUUUUACAUCCUGGGCGUCAUGCAAUGGGUGUUUCCUCGCUCUCGCGAAAGGGAGCUGUCCUGGAAGCUCGGCGCCAUCAUCCUUGGCGGCGCUGCUGCCCUCUCCCCAUUCGCCAUGCUCGUCUUCAUGUCUAAGCGGAAAUGGGGCUUCCUUUCUUGGAUGUGGUCCUUUUCCGAGAUUCUCGAGUCCGUCUGCGUCCUGCCGCAGCUCCUCCUCCUCCGCCAAACGACCGUCCCCACCGUCAUCGACUCGUUCUACCUCCUCGCGCUCGGCUCCUACCGAGCCCUGUACUGCCUCAACUGGUUCGUGCGCAUGUUUGACGAGAACAAGCCCGAGGCCAUCUCCGUCAUCUUCGGCAUCAUCCAGACCGCCCUCUACGCCGACUUCGCCUGGGUAUACUACACCCGCCAGCGCGUCAAGCUGCGCGGCGGCGGCGUCGUCGAUGCCGACGACCUGCGCAACGGCUGGCUGGUGCAGCGCAUCUUUGGCCGCACCCUCGGCCACCACAACGAGGAGCACGACGAGGAGGCCGGCCUCGCCAACGGCGACCAGCAGAACCGCGGCGGCCGACCCAAGUGGGGAUCUCGCGGCAUCUCCGUCUCCGCCGACGAGGGCGUCUUCGAGGACCAUGAGCACGCUGAGGGCUCGCAGGGCUUGGACGACGCCGUCGAUCCCGACGCCAAGAUGCAGGACCCCGAUGAUCUUGCCAAGGCACUCGACGACGAUGACGAGACCGAGGAUGCGCCCCUCCGGGGUCAAUCAUCCAGCAGCCAAGCGCCUUCAGGCGUGCGCAGCGGCAAUGAGUGGACGGAUUAA